Molecule: messenger RNA, 7704 nt
Organism: Delphinapterus leucas (beluga whale)
Lineage: Eukaryota; Metazoa; Chordata; Mammalia; Artiodactyla; Monodontidae
Source: RefSeq, a predicted model, not a curated record
AGAGGAGAUCAGGGGAGGGAGGACAGGAUUUGUUUAUGCGUGUGCGUCUGUGUGUCCGGGGAGGGGGAGGAGGCGCCAAGGUGCAGCCUGCGCGCGGCUCUGCGCCUCGGCGGGCUGCGUGCGUGUGUCCCUGUCCGCGCUGCUAAAGCGGGCUCUUCGAGGGAUCGGCGUCACAUGACUCCGCCUGCCCCUCGCCAGCGCGCAGCUCGCCAGUCCCUCAGUUUGCCCGGCGCCAAGGGAGGGUCGGGAAGCAUCUCCAGGGCCCGGGGGCUCUGCGAAGCGGGGAAGAGGUUCUGGAGGGGAAUGGUACAUCUGGAUUCCAGCAGCCGCGGCUCGGCGCCAGAUCCCGGACUGUAGAAAUUUGGGGGGAGGGGAGAGCGAGAAGGAGCGAGCGAGCGCCUGAGGGAGGCAGCGCGCACGGACAGGGGCUGCCGGGUGCCGCGCGGAGAAAAUGUAAGCGCGUGGAGUCUAGCUGGCCUCCGAGCACCAUGCAGAAGGGGAUCCGGCUGAACGAUGGCCACGUCGCGUCCCUGGGACUGCUGGCGCGCAAGGACGGCACGCGCAAGGGCUACCUGAGCAAGCGGAGUUCGGACAACACAAAAUGGCAAACCAAGUGGUUCGCGCUGCUGCAGAACCUGCUCUUCUACUUCGAGAGCGACUCGAGCUCGCGGCCCUCGGGGCUCUACCUGCUGGAGGGCUGCGUCUGCGACCGCGCGCCCUCCCCCAAGCCUACGCUCUCGGCCAAGGAGCCUCUGGAGAAACAGCAUUAUUUCACGGUUAACUUCAGCCACGAGAACCAGAAAGCCUUGGAGCUGAGGACAGAGGACGCCAGGGAUUGUGACGAGUGGGUGGCAGCCAUCGCUCACGCCAGCUACCGGACCCUGGCCACGGAGCACGAGGCAUUGAUGCAGAAGUACUUGCACCUGCUACAGAUCGUGGAGACUGAGAAGACGGUGGCCAAGCGGCUGCGGCAGCAGAUCGAGGAUGGGGAGAUUGAGAUUGAACGGCUGAAGGCAGAGAUCGCAUCCCUGCUCAAGGACAAUGAGCGCAUCCAGUCCACCCAGACUGUCACACCCAACGACGAAGACAGUGACAUCAAGAAAAUCAAGAAGGUGCAGAGCUUCCUGCGGGGCUGGCUGUGCCGGCGCAAGUGGAAGACCAUCAUCCAGGACUACAUCCGGUCACCGCACGCCGACAGCAUGCGGAAGAGGAACCAGGUGGUGUUCAGCAUGCUGGAGGCCGAGGCCGAGUACGUGCAGCAGCUGCACAUCCUUGUCAACAACUUCCUGCGCCCACUGCGGAUGGCCGCCAGCUCCAAGAAGCCUCCCAUCACGCACGACGAUGUCAGCAGCAUCUUCCUGAACAGCGAGACCAUCAUGUUUUUGCACCAGAUCUUUUACCAAGGCCUGAAGGCCCGCAUCUCCAGCUGGCCCACUCUGGUCCUCGCCGACCUGUUCGACAUCCUGCUGCCCAUGCUCAACAUCUACCAGGAGUUCGUCCGCAACCACCAGUACAGCCUGCAGAUCCUGGCGCACUGCAAGCAGAACCGCGACUUCGACAAGCUGCUGAAGCACUACGAGGCCAAGCCCGACUGCGAGGAGAGGACGCUGGAGACCUUCCUCACCUACCCCAUGUUCCAGAUCCCCAGGUACAUCCUGACGCUGCACGAGCUCCUGGCCCACACCCCUCACGAGCACGUGGAGCGCAACAGCCUGGACUACGCCAAGUCCAAACUGGAGGAGCUGUCCAGGAUAAUGCACGACGAAGUAAGUGAAACAGAGAACAUCCGGAAAAACCUGGCCAUCGAGCGCAUGAUCAUUGAAGGCUGUGAAAUCCUCCUGGACACCAGCCAGACCUUUGUGAGACAAGGCUCCCUCAUCCAGGUGCCCAUGUCUGAAAAGGGCAAGAUCACCAGGGGGCGCCUGGGCUCUCUGUCCCUAAAGAAAGAGGGCGAGCGACAGUGCUUCCUGUUUUCUAAGCAUCUGAUCAUCUGUACCAGAGGCUCUGGUGGGAAGCUUCACCUGACCAAGAAUGGAGUCAUAUCCCUCAUUGACUGCACUUUAUUGGAGGAGCCAGAAAGCACAGAGGAAGAAGCCAAAGGAUCCGGCCAAGACAUAGACCACUUGGAUUUUAAGAUCGGGGUGGAACCAAAGGAUUCCCCGCCCUUCACAGUCAUCCUCGUGGCCUCAUCCAGACAGGAGAAGGUGGCGUGGACCAGUGACAUCAGCCAGUGUGUGGAUAACAUCCGGUGCAAUGGCCUCAUGAUGAACGCAUUUGAGGAAAAUUCCAAGGUCACUGUGCCACAGAUGAUCAAGUCCGACGCCUCCUUAUAUUGUGAUGACGUGGACAUUCGCUUCAGCAAAACCAUGAACUCCUGCAAAGUGCUGCAGAUCCGGUAUGCCAGCGUGGAGCGGCUGUUGGAGAGGCUGACGGAUCUGCGCUUCCUGAGCAUCGACUUCCUCAACACCUUCCUGCACUCCUAUCGCGUCUUCACCACCGCCGUCGUGGUCCUGGACAAGCUCAUCACCAUCUACAGGAAACCCAUCAGUGCCAUCCCCGCCAGGUCAUUGGAGCUCUUGUUCGCCAGUGGCCAGAACAACAAGCUCCUGUACGGCGACCCCCCCAAGUCGCCACGCGCCACCCGCAAGUUCUCCUCACCCCCACCCCUGUCCAUCACCAAGACGUCAUCCCCGAGCCGCCGGCGGAAGCUCUCCCUAAACAUCCCCAUCAUCACGGGCGGCAAGGCCCUGGACCUGGCCGCCCUCAGCUGCAACUCCAACGGCUACACCAGCAUGUACUCGGCCAUGUCGCCCUUCAGCAAGGCCACGCUGGACACCAGCAAGCUGUACGUGUCCAGCAGCUUCGCCAGCAAGAUUCCAGAUGAGGGCGAUAUGAGCACUGAGAAGCCCGAAGAAUCCUCAGCUCCCAGCAAGCAGGGCUCAGAAGUCUCCAUGAGGGAAGAGUCAGAUAACGAUCAAAACCAGAGUGACGAAGGUGACACUGAGACAUCACCAACCAAAUCGCCAACAACACCAAAAUCGGUCAAAAGCAAAAAUUCCUCAGAGUUCCCACUCUUCUCUUAUAAUAAUGGAGUUGUCAUGACCUCCUGUCGCGAGCUGGACAGUAACCGCAGUGCCCUGUCAGCAGCCUCCGCCUUUGCCAUAGCAACUGCAGGCGCCAACGAGGGCACCCCAAACAAGGAGAAGUACCGGAGGAUGUCCUUGGCUAGCGCAGGCUUUCCCCCCGACCAGAGGAACGGAGACAAGGAGUUUGUGAUCCGCAGAGCGGCCACCAAUCGCGUCCUGAAUGUGCUCCGCCACUGGGUCUCCAAGCACUCUCAGGACUUUGAGACCAACGAUGAGCUCAAGUGCAAGGUGAUCAGCUUCCUGGAGGAGGUCAUGCACGACCCGGAGCUCCUGACCCAGGAGCGGAAGGCUGCAGCCAACAUCAUCAGGACUCUGACCCAGGACGACCCGGGGGACAGCCAGAUCACGCUGGAGGAGCUCACACAGACGGCUGAAGGCGUGAAGGCCGAACCCUUUGAAAACCACUCAGCCCUGGAGAUCGCGGAGCAGCUGACCCUGUUGGACCACCUAGUCUUCAAGAAGAUCCCUUAUGAGGAGUUCUUUGGACAAGGAUGGAUGAAACUGGAAAAGAAUGAAAGGACCCCUUAUAUCAUGAAAACCACUAAGCAUUUCAAUGAUAUCAGUAACUUGAUUGCUUCAGAAAUCAUCCGCAAUGAGGACAUCAAUGCGAGGGUGAGCGCCAUCGAGAAGUGGGUGGCUGUGGCUGACAUAUGCCGAUGCUUACACAACUACAAUGCUGUUUUGGAGAUCACCUCAUCCAUGAACCGGAGCGCGAUCUUCCGGCUGAAAAAGACAUGGCUCAAAGUCUCUAAGCAGACAAAAACUUUGAUUGAUAAGCUCCAAAAGCUUGUGUCGUCAGAGGGCAGAUUUAAGAAUCUGAGAGAAGCUCUGAAAAACUUGAAUAGGAUGCCCGCGGAAGGAGCGCAGGGGCCGGGCUCUCACUGCCAGCUGCUACCAGGAAAGCCCUCCCGUCUGUUCCCGUCAGUGGAGGAUGGGAACAGCUCUGGAGGGGCGAGUCUGCUAGCGGACCAGCAGGUCACCACGCAGCCGCCUCCAAACGGGGGGGAACAUCCAUCUAUCUACGUGGAUAUGAUGGAUCCAGAGUCCUGGAGUUCCAGAGUCUCAGGGGCUCCGACAAGGCCAAAUACCCGUUUCCAUCUUUAUUUUCUGUCUGUGGCCACAGAGCAAAGCCCAGUCUCUUGCUAAUGAGACAACAGAGCAGGGAGUAUCCAGGAGGCAGAAAGCAAGACUGGACCCCGAGUCCCACCCACACUGCCAACACAUUGCCAAAAAAAAAAAAAGAAAAAGAAAAAAAAAAUUUUUUUUUCCAUAACCUGAGUACCUGAUUUCCCUGCACCCCAUGCCAGAACUGAGACCUGUAAGAGAGAGCAGCCCAUCCCACGGCUGUGACGGGGUGAAGGAGAGGGCUGACCCGUGCCGUCACCGCCCGUUUCCUGGGGUCAGGUGGAGCGCCCCUCGGGCAGCUGCAUCUCACUUUGUCGCCAGUACCAGUUAAUUUCUUUCAUCCCCCUUGACAUCAGCAGGAAUUUCUUGGUAGAAACAUCAAGUGCGGGGGCCCCAAACAACCACAGACAAGAUCCAGAUGUCAGGUGUCACCCCGUCUAGGCCUGCCCGGAACGCCAGGAGCAGCUUUUAGGAUGGGGGACGGGGCACUUCUCUUUCUGCUCCCUGAAACGUCAGACACAGGCAUGGCAGAGCUCUGCCAAAAGAGGAAGCGCCCCACACACACACACAAUUUCAGCCUUGUUGGCCCCGCCCUGAUCCAGGGCAAGGCCAGAUCCCUCCUGACAGGGGCCAGAUGCCCACACGGAAAGUUCAGAGCUAGCCAUAGGUUGGGUGUUUUGCCUACACGAAGCCCCUACCGUGCUCCCCUGCUCGCUCAGAUGCUCAGCACGGUCUGUCUCCAUGCAGUGGGGCCCUUUGGGGGCCCUCCACCAGCCCCGUGUCCCCCACACCUGUCCCCACCGCCCCCUACACUGGCCACUCCGACAGCCCCAUAUAUUUACCUACGUGGCUCUGGAUUUGGGUUGGUUGGGUGUGCGUGUGUGUGCGUGUGUGUGUGUACAUGGCUGAAUUAAGAGUGGUGUUCCCUGGACCCCUCACCGUGAAGGUAGUAAACAGGAACAGGGUUUGGUGCUGGGGCUGGCAAUGCCACUUGCAGUGACUAAAUUGCCCGUCCAUCACCUUUCCACAACUGGAUCAGAAACCCCAGUAAACACCUCAGGGAGAUCCACCUCCCUGGGAGACCAAAGGACUCCCAGACUUUUUUCACUGGUCUGGGUGGUCAGAGCCCCUGUGAGGCAUCCAGAAACACCCUGCGUCCUUCAGUCAUUCGCAGGCAGCGAGCAGCACCCAGCCUCCACUUCUGCCUCUAUCUGAGAUAAGAGAGGUCCUUUGAGCUCUGCGGGCUACCUGGUUCCCAUUAAGGGCAGGGGGAGUGUGGCGCCCCCCAGAACCUGCCGGUCAGCACAAUGCCUCAGCCGUCCAGCUCCAGAGCGGCUGCUCAGACCUUUGAACUCUUUCUCCAUCAGAUCCACCAGCCUGUGCUCCAGACUUGGAGUUUGACGGAAAGGAAGUGAAAAGCCAGGCAUGUAGAAGUCAUGGACUAUAAUGGCCAGAAGGACCCAGAGAGGUCUGCCAGUGACCAGUAUGAUUCUUGCUUUUUUUUCUUUUUCACAACUCACAGUAAAAAAAAAAAAAAAAAUUGCAUUUGACAGUGUGACCCUAUAUACAAAUGCAUAUAUGCAUAACAGCAACAAAAAUUUCACAAAGCAAUUUUAGUCCAUGCAAUGAACCCAGAUAUCAUCUAUUCUCUCUUUUUUUUAAUUAAAAAAAAAUCUGGUCAACACUCACCAAAUUGGUUUUAACACCCAUGAAAGGGUGAAGACCGACAGUUCAAAAAACAUUUCUCCUGCUCACUGUUUCCCGAACUCCAAGCAUCCACCUCCUUCAAGACUUUGCCGUAUCCAUGUGUCAGCUAUAUUUGCAUUUACUUAAUGGUCUCCUUUAAAUUAACUCACUAUUUCCCAGAAAUACAUUUAAAUAAGAAGGAAAACUCUAUACAGCAAAUGGGAAACCAGCGUAUUUGCCAUAAAUACACAGGUUACCAUAAAAAAUAAAUACAAUGAAAUCAAAAUAAUAUUAUUAAAUUCUGGCCAGAUCCUGGUGCUUCCUGAGUGAGACCUGUUACUAUUUGUUCAAAAAGAAAAAAAGAGGAAAACGGCACGUGUUAGAAAGUGUCAAAGCUAUGCUGUCACCAAAUGAGCUCUCUCCUUGAGCAGUGGUGGGGGGGGAGGGGGGAGUGAAAAUCUAAUGUUUCUUAUCAUAUGAAUCAAUUUAUUUAAACAGUGUCUGGGCAUCACCUAAAAUCAACUCUCAAAUCACUUAAAAUUGUCUUAGCUAACAUCAGUUCUCUGGUACGAGGGGAACCUGAGGACCAGAGAGGGAAAGAACUGGCCUAGGGUCACACAGCAAGCAGGCAAGGGACAGAGGCCAGGUUUCUGUUCUUGCUCUACCAUCCUCCCUGCCUCCCCUUCCUCUGGAGUGGCAGGACUGUCACAAGGAGACAAAGGUGAGAUGGGCUAGAAAGGCGAGUCCCUGUACCUGUGUGCUGAGCUGAGAGAAGGCUUCGGAGCACUGUUUGAGGAGUCCCCUGGGCGAACUAUCGGGAGCUCUGCCAGAGUAGAGUGACCACUGGACCCAUUACAGAGUCACCCCCUUAACCUAGCACCCCACCCAGAGGCACCAGAACAAGUUGUGCAGGAACAGUAACAGGAGCCCCUGCUUCAGAGCCACAGAUCAGAGAGGUCCGGCCCAUACUGCUGAGUACCAUCCCCACGAAAGCCAUCCCCAGGAGCCACCGAUCGUGGGAGCCGUCUCACCCAGCGCCCCCGCCCAGAAGCCAAAUCCAGGAUGGUGAUCUCCGAGGGCAAGGUUUCCCUGAGCUGGCAGCCCAGUGCUUGGAUGGGCAGAGAUCCCAGUGGGGAAGAAGUAAAGGGAGAGAAGUCUUGGGGAAAGAAAGAGACAAGGGGCUCGGUGGGGUGGCUGGUGGUGACUGGCAGGAAAGGGCACGGUGCUGUGAAGCCCCCCAGGAUGUGAUUCUAGGGCGGGAUCGGGAUGGAGAGUUUCAGGGGAGAGACAGAAAGGAAAGGCGAGCUGGGAGGGGGCUGGCGGCCAAGCCCCAGGGCUCCAUCUGGGAGGGAGAGCGGAGAGGUAGAGGAGGGCCUUCUGGCUUGGGGUGGGAGGGGUAAGUGAUUGAGACGCCCCAGGCCCCAGCAGGCACCAUGCCACCCCCACCACCCCGGAGGACUGACCCUCACACCCAGCUGACAAUCCAAGUCCCAAGAGCUGCUAUUACUCUUGGCGAAUAGAAAUCCCUUUCCCUCCAGCAAAGCGAGAGAUGCAUGCGGGGUGUUCUGUUCUUGGUAGAGGCUCGAGUUUUUAAGUGAAAAACUUCUGUUAACGCCAUUUGCUUCAAAGUUGUGACCCACCCUGUGUCCCUUACCUGGGGAUGUACCUCACUGACCUGGCCUUCAUCGAAGAGGGAACGCCCAACUACACGGAGGACGGCCUGGUCAACUUCUCCAAGAUGAGAAUG